AUGGGACAACAGAGUAGCAGUAUAAGCCACAGUCAUCAUCGGCAUAAACGGCACGGUAUUCAUGACACAGAAGAUCCUCUCUCUAGACGUCAAACCGUAGCAACUGAUGACCUUUCUUCGGAAAGUGAAGACGUCAUGACCACAACGACGACCACAGUUUCCUCUUCUCUUCCUUCCAAUAAUCAUCUCUUCUCAAGAAUUCAUCGUCAAGAUCAUCGUCAUCAACAACAACAACCACACCAGCAGCCGCAUGGAUCCAUGUUUCAGAGCAUGACCUCUCGACCCUCUCCGAAUCAUUACGCAACGACCACAACAGAUCCAAAGAAGAAGAACAAGACCAUGAAGAAGGAAUCCCCGCGAAAUUUUACGGUAACACAGAAAAAUAAUGAAACAACGACGAGUGGGGCUGGAGCUGAUACGACGAGGAUGAAGGAAGAGGUUGUUUCCGAUCGUGGAGGAGGAGGACAACAACCACAACAACGGCGUGGAAGUAAUCAUCAUGCUGCAAAACAUUAUUCGAUCGGGAUUGGAAAUGCUAUUCAUUUAAGAUUAAAACAGAAAAUUGAUGAACAUGAUGAUGAUGAGGCUUGUGAUCAUCAUGGUGAAAAUCUAGAGGAUGAUCAUUUGGAAAUGAUGAUCAUGACUGAAGAGGAUAUUGAUGAAUUUGAUGAUGAUUUCAAUCCCAUGAAUGAUAAUAAUAAUAAUAUGAAUAAUAACAAUAAUACGGAUUUGAGGAAUUAUAGUGUUUUCACAACAACAUCAACGAACAGCAACGCGACAAUGAAUGAAGCGGGCAAACGUAGCGAAUCUGCAGUUACACAUUUACCAUCCGAUGAUGAUUUUGAGAGCUUUCAUGGAGCACUGCCAUCAUCGGCGGCAGUACUGACCCAACCACCAAAACAACAACCUUCAAAUGGAUCGAGUAAUAGAAAUCAUGUACACUCGGGUCAAUAUCAUCAUCACAGAAGAUCUUCCUCCAUUGAUUAUUCUGCUAUUGGAACGACAAAUGUUUCUUCGCAUGGAAAUCAUUAUCAAUCAAAACUAAAGAAUACUGUAGAAACGACGACAUGCUCUUCGACAGGUUCACUAAAUGUUGCAAGUUCUGAUCGUGUGGCAGCAGCUUCAAUUUCACCUCCACACCACGCUUCAGAAUUGAUUUCAACAUCUCUCGUUCAUGAAAUGACAUUUGUGGAGGAAGAAAUGGAUCCAAAAGAAGAACGAUUGUGGAGCGAAAAUGAUGACGAAAUUUCUGAGCUAUGGAAUGCAAUACCAAAGUCUUAUCAUGCAGGAAUUAACCGAGUUUAUUUAAAAUUGAAAAAUAGAUUUAAGAAUGAUAUUGACAUCACGGAUCAACAAAUGAGACAAAUGGCAUGUGACUUGGGAUUUCCAAACUUUUUCUACGAAUACAUGUUUGCUCGUUUGGAGCCAACAGUUUUUGGCUUGUUACACGAGGAAUAUGUGUUAAAAAAGAAAAAGAAUAGAAAGAACAUGCGAAUGGAACGGUAUGCUAAUAAGCCUAAUUUUCCUCCAUCAAACAGUGGAGAUUCCCAAGAAGACAAGAAAUCUCCAUCAGCAACACCUACCAAUACGACCACCAUUCCUAUUACCUCCAAAAACUCACCACAACAACAACGAAUUGUAGAAUACAAGACCCUAUCAUCAUCCCCGGUGUUACCUAGAACAGAAUUAUUGAAUCGAUUAUUUAACGAUGCUGACGAAGUGGAAACAAAGAAACCUGAAACUGUGCGAUUACUCUCGUCAUUUGAUGAGUAUAUUAACGUGAACCAAGAUAUGAAAUUUGAGAAGGCGAUUAAGGUGAAAUUAAUUAUAACAGAAGUGGGAAAGAGUCCAGGUAGAAUUCGAACAGCUGCUUCACCUUUAAUGAGUCGCUUAAAAGUGUUCGAUCAAUUUGGAUGGUUUCACACCAGUUUUUCAAUUGGAAAUCUUCGCUUUGAUUGGACCAAUAGUGGCUAUUGUUCAGUCACUACUGUAAAAUCGGCCACGUCUCUUCUCGCCAUAACAUGUCGAGAAAUUUGGAGCCUCAGAGAACUUGAGGGAAUUUUAAAAUUGCUCUCUAUUGAAAUUUCUAGAUGGAAUCGAAAUUUUACCUAUACAAAUCUUAAAGGAAGUGUUGAGAAAGAAACUGGAAGUUGUCAAACGUUCACUGUAGAAAUGAUGAAAGCUAUUGGUGUUGCCGAUUUAACCUUUGUUGGAAAUAACAGUAUUCAUAAUUUUUUGAGAGACCUAUUACAGAGAGGAAAUCCAAUCACAAAAUUCUCAAUCAACGAGGCAUUUCGAGAGAAAUAUUUCAAGCUGAUUGAUGCAAAAAUUGAGCAAGUCAAAAUUCAAAAUGUUGUCACUUCUUCGGAAUUAUUGCUGAGCCAUAUGCCUAUCAUUGCAAGUUAUUCGACGCCAACAACCAGCAAUGAUAGCACGGAGGCAAGCUCUGACAAUUCGUCAGAUCCAACCUUACAAUCAUUUAUUCAAAAACAACAGGUUCAUUUCGAAGCUAAAAAACAAAAAGUGGCCGAAAUCAAGCGCUGGGAACAUUUCCAAUCCUACUAUUUUGGAGUCAACAAGAAGUAUAUCAUUUUUACAACACACCGAGAGUUGGAUGGUUUUGUACAUUGUUUGAAAGAGCUCGACGAAAACUUCAAAAACACUCAAGAGUAUGGACUUUUGAACGCAUUCGAUAGAGGAUUUUGGUUGAGAUAUUCGAAUUCUGUGUCCAUCAUGCAACGAAUUCAACAACGAAAGAAACAACGAGAGACGGUUCGCUCAAAAUUAGGAUUCACCGAUCCACUUGCUCUCACUAAAGAAGAACAGGAAGAAUAUGUUCGAAUCAAGCGAGAUUUAGAAAUUUGUCAGCCAUUGGUCACAGGUAAUGAUUUUAAUUGUGCCUUUGGAGAUCCAGUUUCAAGUCGAUCCUUAUUCAUUCCAAGUACAAAACGAUCAGAUGUUCUAGAUAUUCAACAAGAUAUCCAAAUAGGUUCAUUAAAGCUGUGA
Molecule: messenger RNA, 3006 nt
Organism: Naegleria lovaniensis
Lineage: Eukaryota; Heterolobosea; Eutetramitea; Acrasida; Naegleriidae
Exons: 1
Coding region: 1-3006 (1001 amino acids)
Source: RefSeq, a predicted model, not a curated record